This is a messenger RNA of Biomphalaria glabrata, 4963 nucleotides long. RefSeq names its product neuronal acetylcholine receptor subunit alpha-7-like. Bases 1453 to 2589 code for a protein of 378 amino acids. The transcript has 9 exons. Gene Ontology annotation, biological process: monoatomic ion transmembrane transport. The record is from RefSeq and is a predicted model, not a curated record. Lineage: Eukaryota; Metazoa; Mollusca; Gastropoda; Planorbidae. Gene Ontology annotation, cellular component: membrane. Gene Ontology annotation, molecular function: transmembrane signaling receptor activity; extracellular ligand-gated monoatomic ion channel activity.
AUUUUCCUGGCUGAUUCAGGCAACCCAUUCAAUUCUCUUCUAACCCAAGUGGCAUGGACCUAACGGAAGUCACGCGAGAAAUGGACAUUUUUUUUUUAACCAAUGAAAACAUUGUAACCAGCACGUCUGCUGAUCGCUUUCUCCAAGGGCUCAAAAUCAUCGCCUGACAUUUGACCAUCAGCUCCCCGCCCCGUGAACUAGACUUGCCCGUUGUUAUACCCAGGAGACAUAUCUAGCUGCCCAUCUGAUACAGUUCUACUGCAUUAUUGAUGAAUCGCUGUUCAUUUGCAUUAGACCGCUUGACAGACUACAAACACAAAACACAAACACUUUGCCAAAACGUGGGUAUAGGUCAUUGCUCUUUACGCGAUUAUACAAACAGAAAUUCACAUUAGGUUCGACUUAAAACAAACACAUAUAUUUGAAGAGAUUAAAACUGUAAAUUACAGAAUUGGCUCAUCAAGGAUACAUUGUCUGUAACAUUUAGGAAUUUUUUUUUUAUUGAGAUCAAUUAUGGCUUGUUAUUAAUCCCCUUUGAUAUAUGUCUAUUAUAAUGGCUUGUGAUUAUCCCCCUUGGAUCAUGACUAUUAAUAUUAUGGUCUGUUGUCGUCUCCCAGUGGUUAUGUUUCUUUUAUUCUGUGGAAUUAAGCCGCAAGAGUAGCUAGCUGUGUAGCUUAACAAAUCAUUUGUUAAUUCUCAAUAGUGUAUUCAAAGAUUAUUUCUAAUAGCUAAAAUAGUUUCUAGUUUGUAUGAAAAGUUCAUAGUGUUCAUUUUUAAGCAAUAGUGACUCUUUAUUUUAGAUGUAGGGAAUGAUUAAAAGUGAAUUUUUAAAAAAAAUUUUCUUAAAGGAAACCUCAGAAUUUGCGCUAUUCAGUUUUAGCUUUAUCAUCAUAGGAAUCCUUGGGCCUUAGGCCUCUUUUCUUUGCCUCUUUUUUGGGCUUUAUGUGCCUCUUUUUUUGGGCCAUCUUGCCUCUUUUGUGGGCUUUUUUUUUUAUAUGUUUUUAUUUGUAAGUUCUCAUAAUUCACAAGUAUUAAAUCAUAAACAAUUGAAAAGCGAAUUACUUUUAAAAAUAGAGCUAACAUAAACAAUUGAAAAGUGGAUUACUUUUAAAAGUCUAGUUUGUGUUUACAAUUGAAAAGAGAAUUACUUUUUAAUGCAGAACUAUUAAUCCUUUGGGGCAGAUAUUUUUCAAAUAGUAUAAGAUAAAACAGGUGAACGGAAACAAGAAUUUAAAUAAAAGUACCGAAUGUUAUUAGUGGAGUGUCAAAUUAAACAUUGUUUUAAAAGGAUCAAAAAUAAUUUAUGUUACGAACUCAUGCAAAGUGAAUCCGAUCAAAUCUCUUGAAGCAUUGCUAUUUAGAUUACUUCCCUUUUUUAUUGUACCGAAAUUGUCUAGAUUAUUUCCCCUUAGUAUUGUAACCUCUGUGCUUAUAACCUACUCAAACCGAGAAAUGUUUUCACUGUUGAUAGUUUUAUGGAGUGCUAUAAUGUCAAGUCAGGCCUUCGGUGGAGUCGACGUGUAUUAUCGUCUGCACCAAGACUUGUUUGCUGAUUAUAAUCCGGAAGUUCGUCCAUAUUUCAACUACACGAUGCCAACAGAAGUGAUUGCCACCCUUAGCGUGGCUUAUUUAACGGAAUUGGAUAUCAGACAUCAUUUUCUACACCUGUGUGGUUUCAUAUCAAUGAUGUGGACGGACGAGAAGUUGACCUGGAAUCCAGAGAAAUAUGACAACAUCGAUCGAAUUUAUGUCAAGCAAGAACGUGUCUGGAAACCUGACAUGGCAGUCUAUAAUUCUGUCGCAGAUAAAGUGUAUCUCGGUGAGGAGAAUCUGAUUGUGACAGUUUCCUCCAACGGCACCGUGAGAUGGGAGCCUCUGGUCAACAUGGGCGUCACCUGCAAGGUGGACAUCUCCAACUAUCCGUUUGAUGUCAGUGUGUGUGGUAUCAACCUGACCUCCUGGGUCUAUCCUGAAUCAUGUGUCGAACUAAAGGCAGGGAAACCAUCGCUGGAGUUGUUCCGAGUCUUGAGCCACAGCCAGUAUUACAUUGAGUACCCUGAGCCACAGCUAACCAGAUCUCCCUACAACGGAGCGGUCUAUAGAUUUUUAAACUUCCCCAUCAAAUUGACCAGACGGCCAGAAUAUCUUAUCUUGACUGUGAUGGUUCCAAUCACGAUGCUGGCUGUCAUGUGUGCUGUGCCAUUUCUCCUGUCACCUGAGGAGCCAGAAAAGCUAAUGGUGUCCAUCACUCUGCUGCUGUCCUUUGCCGUCUCAAUUGAUUACAUCUCAGAGAAACUUCCGCAGACGUCCAUAAAUCUCUCUGUUCUAGUGGUCUACUUGAGCUCUCUCUUCGUCCUAUCCUUCCUUGGAGUGCUGGCUAACGCCGUGGUCCUGCUUCUCAAGACUUGGGAUGAUAGACUAGAGACUUCCGGAUCGCCGAGCUCCAAUCUCAAACAGGGAACAAAUUGUGCACCAACUCUGGACAAACCUGCGUCCAGGGCCCAAAGACUAAACAAGGUGUUUAUGAUCCUAAAUAUCAUCUUGUUGUUGGCUGUCAGUGGCGUAGCUUGGAUAUUGUUAAUAUAUUAGCAAUAAGACUUGAUUUACAUUACACACACCAUAACUAAUAUAUUAAGACUGGUCAUACAAGGCUGCCUAUUUUACUUUUACAUACCGAUAGUAAUGUUUUGUAUUAAGACUAGUCAUACAAGGCUGCCUAUUUUACUUUUACAUCCCGGUAGUAAUGUUUUGUAUUAAGACUAGUCAUACAAGGCUGCCUAUUUUACUUUUACAUCCCGGUAGUAAUGUUUUGUAUUAACACUGGUCAUACAAGGCUGCCUAUUUUACUUUUACAUCCCGGUAGUAAUGUUUUGUAUUAACACUGGUCAUACAAGGCUGCCUAUUUUACUUUUACAUCCCGGUAGUAAUGUUUUGUAUUAACACUGGUCAUACAAGGCUGCCUAUUUUACUUUUACAUGCCGAUAGUAAUGUUUUGUAUUAAGACUAGUCAUACAAGGCUGCCUAUUUUACUUUUACAUCCCGGUAGUAAUGUUUUGUAUUAAGACUAGUCAUACAAGGCUGCCUAUUUUACUUUUACAUCCCGGUAGUAAUGUUUUGUAUUAAGACUAGUCAUACAAGGCUGCCUAUUUUACUUUUACAUCCCGGUAGUAAUGUUUUGUAUUAACACUGGUCAUACAAGGCUGCCUAUUUUACUUUUACAUCCCGGUAGUAAUGUUUUGUAUUAACACUGGUCAUACAAGGCUGCCUAUUUUACUUUUACAUCCCGGUAGUAAUGUUUUGUAUUAACACUGGUCAUACAAGGCUGCCUAUUUUACUUUUACAUGUCGGUAGUAAUGUUUUGUUUGUUUGGCUACUGUAGAGGUGGGGUGCAUAAAAAUAUACUAGAAAUUAGAAUAGAAGCUUUAAAAAUUAUGUUGCCUUGAAGUUAUAAUUCAUUCAAUUUUUUUAGACGAUUUUUAAUUCUGCCUUUAACAUAUUUUUUUUAAAUACUAGCUACCUGUGUUCUUAAUUCCAAGGAACAUCAUUUCUUCCUUAAGAUCCCAUACUCUUCUCAAUGCCCUGCUAAUCCAGCAGGAUACUACAGCGCUACAUAACAUCUAAAUGUUCUGCUUACCACUCUUCAAGCAGACCUGAACUGAAUAUUAUCUUAAGUUCUAAUAUCAGGUCAAUAUAAUGCCCCUUAUUCAAUGCAGCUUUUACACAACCUUUCCUGAUACCGGUAACUAAUGUAUCUUAUAUAAUACAGACGUUGCUUCAAAAUAGAAGAUAGUUACGUCCUACGCGUCAUGCAUUUAGUCAUGCAUAUUAACCAAUGACCUAAAUUCUGCCAAGUCACUGGUUUUCCUGGCUAGCUCAGGCAACCUAUUCCAUGCUCUAAUAGCGUUAGGGAAGAAGGAGAAUUUAUACAAAUUUGUCCUAGCAUAUGGAACGAGAAAUGUACCUAAAUCUUUGUGUCUGGGUAUUUUUUUUAAUUUUGUUUUUGUAUUUGAAGAUUAUUGUUCAGUGUUUUAAGUAUAAUUGCUACUUUACUUUUAAGUCUUCUAUCCUGAACGCUUUCUAAAUUUUACUAAAGGUGUUACUCUAGUCAAAUGUGAAUAUUCGUUUGUUAUGAAUCUCACGGCUCUAUUUUGUGUCUGCUCCAGUUUCUUAAUGUUUUCUUUAAGUGUUAUGUUUUUGAUUUAUAGAAAUUUCUUUUUAUAAACCCUAAUGCUUUGAUUUUUUUUUGUAGUUUCAUCAAUAUGGGGAUUCCAUGACAGUUUUUUCAUUUAUUAUAACACCUAGGUAUUUGACUUUAAAGUCUGUGUUACUGGUUUGCCAUGAAUAAGAUAGGCCUACGUGGUAUUAAUUUUAGUUUUUUUUUUGUUACUCUUAAUAACUGAUAUUUUUCUGGGUGGUUAAACAUGCUCCAAUUUGAUUCCCAUCUAAUUCUCUUUAAAAAUUCCUGUUAUCUUGUUUUAUAAAUUAUGCAAUCGUCUGCGAAUAAUCUGACUUGUUCCUGUACUAAUGCUAUUUGGUAAAACUAUGUACCGGUAUAUUAAAAAUAGUAGUGGACCUAAGACUGUUCCUUGAGGUACACCCGAGUUUGUUAUCGGUGUUGAUUUAGAGCCAUUUAUUAUUACAGUUUGUUCUCUCCCUAUCAGAAACCCUUUAACUCCACUGAUGCAAUGGACCAUCAAUGCCAAAAUAUUUUAAUUUAUUAAUGUGCCGUAUGUUACAACUACCGUCAGUGAUGUCUCCCACUCCCCCAGCACAACUUAUGGACAUUAAACUUUUUUUUAAAAAAAUGUCCACAAAUUAUUGAAAUAUCUCCUGAUGAAGUCUUGGGAAAACAAAUAGUUGAAUGAUGCACUAUGUCACUCUUUAUAUUUGAUGCCUAUAUUAAUGUGUUUUCAUUUUUAAUGAACCAUUGAUGUUUUAAAUAAAUAUUUUAACUUGCAACUGC